Solanum verrucosum is the source of this 5431-nucleotide messenger RNA. RefSeq lists its product as uncharacterized. The record is from RefSeq and is a predicted model, not a curated record. NCBI's taxonomy places the organism in Eukaryota, Viridiplantae, Streptophyta, Magnoliopsida, Solanales, Solanaceae. The annotation marks the transcript as partial. The transcript has 2 exons.
AGGGAGCCGAGGCGGAGGCCCCAGAGACCGGCAGGCGGCGGCGCCGGGAAAAGAAGGGCACGACCCGGGGCCGGCGACCGCCACGCGGCAGGGCGCCGGCAGGCGGGCGCCCAGGGCGGAAAAGGCCCCACGGCGGCCGCCCGGAGGAGGCGGGGCCGGGCGCAGGCCCAGGGGGCGGAGCAGCCGCGCGGACCAGCGACGGAGCAGCGCCGGGGAAGCGAGGGCCGCACCAACGAGCGAAGCAGACGCGAGCCCCGCCGCGGGCGGAGGCCGCCGGGGGCGCCGCAGCCGACGGGGAGGAGCAGCCGGGCCAGCGGGGGGCCCCGCCCAAGGGCAGGGGCGGACGCGGGACGCACCCGGCCGCCACGGGAAACACCGGGGCCCGGGGGCCCGGCCGACGGGCAGGGGGAAGCAGGCCGCCAGCGGGCAGCCGGAGCCAGGAGCGAACGCGCCAGGAGAGGCAGAGGGCAGGACGGAGAGCGCCGGGGCGGAGACAAAGCGGAGGCGGAAGGGCGGGCAGGCCAAGGCAGAACGGGAGCCAGGCGCGGCAGAGGCGCCCGGAGGGCGCGCCCAGAAAGAGAGGCAGCCCGGCCCCCGCACGGCAAGCCCACGAGCCGCGGAGCCAGGCGCAGGGAACGACGGCGGGGGAGCAAAGCCAACGAGAAAAACGCACAGGGGGCGGAGGGAGAAGCAGGCGCGAACGGAGGACGGCCACCACGGCAAGGGGACACGCGACCGCGGAGGGAGAGCCCGGCCCCGCCCCAGCGAGAAAGAGAACGGACGAAGCCGAAGGCAAAGGGGCGAGAAACGCAACGCCACGAGGCGGGAACAACGGGGAGCCGGGCCGGCGGGCGCACGAGGACGGAGAGGAAAAGAAGGGGCAAAAGCGGAGGCAAGGGGCAACGGCCCCGAGCGGAAAGAGGAGGGACGACCGAGGCCGAAGGAACGGGAGGGACAGCGCGGGCCAGGCAAGAGGGCGGAGGCGGGGCCACGCCCCGGGGAGACCCCGAAAAAGGGACAAAGGCCGGGCGGAGGAACACAGACAAGAGGCGGCACGACAAAAAGGAGAAGGGGAACCCGACCAGGAACGACGGCAGGGAGGAAGGCAGAGGAAGAGAAAGACAGGGCCGACCGAGACAGAAGGGGAACGGGCGAGCCGCGGGCCGAGCAGGCAAAGAGGGACCGCCGGGGAAAGGAGGAGGCAGGCGGAGCGACAGGAGAGGCCAACGACAGGGCCAGAAGCCAGGGGGAGAGGGAAAGAGGGGGACCGCCGGGCGGCGCGCAGGGGACACGCCGCGGCCCGCCGAGCCCCGGGCGCCGCGGGCCACAGAGACAAAAGGGAGGACGGGGCCAACAGGGCAGCACGGAAGAAAGGACGCACGAAGGCGGGAGCACGAACGAAGACGAAGCGAAGAGAAGAGGCGAAGAGAGCGAAGAGAAGAGAAAAGACGAAGAGAAGAGAAAAGAACGGGCGGGCGGGAGACGGCCCCGGGGCCGGGCGACCGCGGGCGGACGCAAGCGAGCGGAGGAGAGAGAGAGCCCGGCAACAGAGGGCAGCGAAAGGAGCGCGGAGACCCACCAAAGGACGAAAGCCAGGAGCGGGCAGAAAACGGAGGCCGAGGCAAAGAGGGCAGAACCGCAGGGAGAAGCGCACACGAACCCGGCAAGGGGGGAGCCAAAGGAGAGAGGGGCCGGGGGAGGGAGCGGAAGGAGGGGAAGGGAAGAAGAGCGAGGCAGACAGAAGAAAAGGGCGCGAGGGAGGCAAACACGGGACCGAGGGGAGAGGGAGCGAGGAAGGGGAAAAACCGAAGAGGCACAGGGACGGGAGCAAGCGGAGGAGGCGGACCGGGCGGGAGCGGCCGGAGGCGGGAAGAAGGAGGGGCAAAGGGAGGAGCAAGAAAGAGCGGGGGCGGCGGAGAGAGAAGAGCGGGAGGGGAGCCGCAGAGGGGGGGAAAGAGAAGAAGCGGAGCCGGGGAGAAGAAGCAAAAAGGGACAGGGGGCAAGGGGAACAGGAAAACGGGACGAAAGGGGGCCGAGGGACGCGCGGGGCGGAGGGGAAGAAGGGGGGGAGGCGCGAACGCGGAAAAGGAGCCAAGGAAGGCGAAAGAAGGAACGAGGAGCCGGAGGAGGGGAAAAGCGCAGGGACGGGGCGGGAGAGGGCAGGAAGGGGACGGAGCGGGCAACGGGCCACGAGCACCCCAAAAAAACCAAACGCGGCCGGACGGAAAGGGCCAGAGGACGAGGAACCGCGGGAGGGGAAAGCACGGCGGAGAGACCCGGAGGGCCAGAAGGCACAAGAACAGGCGGGAGGCGGAGGAAGAGGGGGAAGGGGAAGGAGGACCCGGGGGGAGAGAGCACAGGGGCGAGGAACCCGAGAGGCGGGCGGAGGAAAGGAGCGGCAACAAGGGCGGCGAGGGCGGGGGAGAGGCGGAGCCAAGACGGGAGCAGGGAGGAGGCCAGGGGAAGCGCGAGAAACAGGGAAGGGGAGGGCGAACCCAAGAACGAAAGGGCGGAAGGGGACGGGAGCAGGCGACCAGGAGACAAAAGAGCGGCGGGCGAAAGAGAGGCGAGGCGGAACGCGGAGAGGGCCAAGGGGCAAGAGGGAAAGAAGGGCAGAGGGGGCCCGGACGGGGCCGGGGCAACAAACAAGGCGAAAGACCGCGACGGGGGAGAACAGGGCCGAGGCAAAGAGCAAGGAGGCGAAGCACGGCGGGACACGAGGCGGAAACCCAAGGACGCAAGCGGAGGAGAGGGAAAAGACAGGAGGCCAAGCCGAGCAGGAAAGGGAGGGAAACGGAGACGCAAGGGAAAGGGAGGAAACAGAAGGCCAGACGCGAGCGCAGAGAGACAGAGAGAAGGCGGCGGAAAGCCGGAGGCGAGGAAAGGCGGAGGACGGCGGGAGGGAGAGCGGGCAGAGCGGGCGAGAGCCACCCGACAAGAGGGGGAAAAAAGCCAAAAGAAGGGAGGGGAGCCCGGAGAAAAAGAAAACGGAGGCGGGAACCCCGGGCACGCGCAGGGCACGGCGAGGGACGGCAGAAAAAAAAACAGCAAAAGCCGAGCCAAGGAGCGGAAGCGAGAGGGAACAGGGGGGGAACCGGAGGCGGAAACACGGAAAAAAAGCAGGGCGGAGCAAAGGAGCGAGCGAGCCGGGAAAAAGAGGCAACAAAAGACAGAAACAAAGCCACGAGCCGGGGACGGCAAGCAAGACGGGGAGGAACGCCCGAGAGAACAGGAAAAGCAAGACGGGAGGGGGAGCGACGCAGCAAGGGCCCAGGGAAAGAGGAGCCACACAAGGAAAAGCACGGGCCAGGCGGGGGGAGGAGCGGCAGCCCGAAAACGGCCGGGGCGAAAGAGGGCGGGCAAAGGAAGGGCCGAAGGAGGGGAGGCGGCCAAAGGGAGGGGCGAGGCCAGACGCAAAAAGGAAGAGACGCAGAGAAGGGCAGAGGCAAAGAGAGCGGGGGCACAGGGGCGGAAGCCAGGAACAGGAGCGAGACAGCGCGAGCGGAAAAGAAGCAAGAGAAAAAGAAAGAAGCGGAAGGAGCGAGAGAGGGCGCGAAACAAACGAAAAGGAAACGAAAGAGGAAACAGAAAGCAGGGAGCAACGAAGCCCGCGCGGGGACGGCGAAAGAGGAACCGCAGGGAAAGACCAGGGAAGAAGGGGGAGCCGAGGCAGGGAGAGGCCGGAACGAGGCCAAAAAGGGAAAGGGCGACACAAGGGGGAGGGGGGGGGAAAGGGGAAGCAGGGACGAAGGCAGGAGCGGGCAGGGACAGAAGGAAAACGGCAGGCGCGAGGCGACGAGAAGGGGAGGAAAGCCGGCAGGGCGGCGCGGCGAGGGAAGGGGGAGGGCCCAGAAGGGAGCCGAAGGGGGGCCGAAGGCGGCGGCGGAGGAGCGAGGCAACCGCGGAGCAAAAAGAGAGACCGGGGGAGAGGGCAGCGCGGCAACAAGGGGAGGAAGGAGCAGAACGGCCCGAGGGGCCGAGGGAGAGAAGAACCGAGGAGGAGCGGGGCGGGAAAGGGCCAAACGAACAAGGGCAACGAAAGCGGGCAAGGGCGGAGGGACGAGGGGCAACGCGAGGGAGGCCGCGAGCCGGAGAGGACAGGGAAGGGACAGAAAGGGCGAGAACAGAGGGCGCGGAGGCGGAGGAACAGCGACGCGAGGGGGAAGGGGGAGGCGGGGCGAACGAGGGAAGAACGAGCGGGGGAGCCCCAGAAGGGGGCAGGGGAGGCGCCGACCGAGGAGCGGGAGAGACCAAGAAAGAGGGACGGGCGAAGGAGGCGACGAGGAAAGAGGACGCAGGGGGGGGGCAAGCGCGGCGAGGCGGGGGCAGGGGGCGCGGGGCGAGAGGGGGCAGCCGGGGGAGAGAGGGAGCGGCAAGAAAGAGGAAACGGGCGGAGCAAGACACAAAGGGAGAACGCCCCAGGAAGGGCAAGGGCGCGCAGAGGCAGGACCGGAGGAAGGGGGGCAAGCGGGCCCCAGCCCCGGCGCAGCAAGGGACGCCGGACGGAGACGAAGGAGGGCGGGGCGGGCGAGAAAGGCCGACCGCGCGAGCGAGCGCGGAGAGGGGGGAGGGGCAAAACGCCAGGGACAGGCAGAAGAGAAAGGCGAGCCCCACGCGGACCAAGACAGAACGGGGACGGGGCAAAGAACAAGGAAGGGGAAGCAGGGGCAGGAACGACGAAGCGCGGAGGAGAAACAGAGCCAGGGGCAAGGGCGGGAGGACGGGGAGGGCCGACAAAGGAGCGGACGAAGGACGGAGACAAGACGGGAAGGCGCGAGGGAGAGGCGACAGAGGGGGGCGCAGCCGGCAGAGACGACGAGGGGAAGAAGAGCAGCCGGCGACAAAAGGAGCACCCGAAGAGGAGCAGCGCGGGGCGAGGGAGAACGAAGGAAAGCAGAGGGGGCGAGGCGCAAGCGGGCGGACGGGCGCCGACGAAACCAAGGGCGAAAAGAGGGCAAAAAGCAGGCAGGCACAACCACGGAGGAAGGAGGCCGCGAAAAGGAAGGAGGAGGAAGCCGGGGGAGAAAGCGAAGGGAGGCGGGCGGAGACAGACGCGAGGAAGGGAAGCAAAAAAGAAAGAAAAGGGGGCGGCGGGCGGGAGCACGGAGGAGCCGGGGGAGAGGAAAGGCGCAGGCACGGGGGGAAGGAGAGAAAGAAGGGAGGAAGCCGCGGGGCGACGCGGACGCGCCCACGCCAGGCGGGGCGGGGCGGCGGGGACGGCGAAAGGAGCGGCGGCAGCGGCAGCCACGCGAAGGGGCGAGAGGCCGGGGAGGCGCAGCAAACGAAGGGCAGCGGCGGCGGGAAAGCCGAGCGAGGCGGAGCAGGAGAGGGGGAAAGCGCAGGGCGAGGACGCAAACAAGCAGGAAACGGAGGCGGGCAGAGGCGGCCAGAGGCCAAAGCGGAGAGGGAAGGAGGGAAGAAGGGGGGAGAC